AUGCGUUUCGCUCCUCUUGUUGCCGUCACUCUCUUGGCGCUUGGCGAAGGGGGGCUUUGCGAUGAUCGCCAAGAAAGCCAGUUGAAGAUCUUUGGUGGCAGCAUCGCCGGCCGCGCCGCAGCUCUUGUGAGGCCUGAUGUCCAAAAGCCCAGUGUAACAAAGAGGCAGAUCAGCUUCUCGGGUGGCGGCAUCAACAUCGGCGGGCCGGGUGGUUUGCAGCUCGGCGGUGGUGGGAAAGGCAAAGGCGGCGGCCAAGGUCAAGAAGCUGGAGCUGCAGCCAACCAGACGGCCAACGGAGGCAAGGGCAACGGCGGUCUAUCAGUCGGAGGCAUCCAGCUUGGUGGUAAUAAGCCUCCUGGAGGAACCGGCAACAGUGCUCUCGACGCCUUCUUGAACCAGGCGAACCAGGGCAAGAAGAACGGUACUGCCAACGCCGGGAAAGGAGCGGGAGCGGCAGCCGGAGGCGCCGAGGGAGCCGGCAAGAAAGGCAAGGGAGAAGGUGGACCGGGAGCCAAUCCGGGCGAAGCUGCGAAAGCUGAGCAGGGCCUUGGAUCAAACCCAGGCCAGGCCGCGAAGGACAAGGAGGCUGCGAAGGAGGCUGCACGGAAGGGCAAGGGAAAUGGUGCGGGAACUGAGGCCGCGAAACCCGCCGGCGAGGGCCAAGUUAUUCAACCUGGACAAGCUGGAGAGGCGGCGAAACCUGCUGGCGAAGGACAAGCUGCUCAACCCGGACAGGCCGGCGAGGCAGCUAAGCCUGCUGGGGAGGGCAAAGCCGAGGCAGGUCAGCCGAAAGCGGUUCAAGAGUCUGAGCAGUUCAAGGACAACGCCGGCAUCACUGUCGGAGCUGACGGCCAGGUUCAGAACGUUGGCGGAAAUCUUGGUAUCACCAAGGGUAGUGAUGGUAGCACUUCUGUUGGCGGCAAAUCUGGUAUCAAUAUCAGUCCCGGUGGCGCGCAAAGACAAGGAAAGGGCAAGCGUAAUGGCGGACAACAACAAGCUGCCCCUGCGCCUCCCGCCGAAGGUCAGCCAGCCACUCCGCCCCCAGCUGCGGAGCCGCAAGGUGCUCAGCCGGCAGCCCCGGCUCCGGCUCCCGAAGCGGCCCCACCGGCGGCCCCGGCCCCGGCCCCGGAGGCUUGA
This is a messenger RNA of Colletotrichum karsti, 1137 nucleotides long. RefSeq lists its product as uncharacterized. The coding region runs from base 1 to 1137 and encodes 378 amino acids. The record is from RefSeq and is a predicted model, not a curated record. NCBI's taxonomy places the organism in Eukaryota, Fungi, Ascomycota, Sordariomycetes, Glomerellales, Glomerellaceae. The transcript has 4 exons.